UGCCACCAUGACGCUGGUGUAUUAACCCUUUGGCGCAAAUUGAUAGCGAUUUCUGUACUGUGACCCCCCAUGCCCACACCCCUUUAAGAGACGUGAUGAUGCGACGUGUGUCACCCAACCCUGUCCGAGAAGCUGCCGAGAGGAGGAGAGUCUGGAUGGACUUGUAGACAGGUCAAAUAAAUAAACAAACCACAGGGGGAAGGGGAAAAGGAAAUUCCCUACUCGCUUUUCCUGUUUCCGAGCCUCUUGCGCUGCGCAGUGUUGGCGACGGGAAGCGGUGCGCAAUUUUCUAUCGCUCUAAGGACCACAGCCUGAAACGGCAUUCCCGAGCCGAGACUGACGGAUCAAAGAGGAAAGAAAAGCCGCAAUCUGACGACCUGCUUUGCACUGCGGGUUCUUCAUUUAUUCAAAAGCUUUUUUGUAAUGCAACAACGAAGGAGGGAAAGGGAGCGAAAACCUGUGUUCCCCUCCAACAGGGAUAUUUGACCGACCUAUGCAGCGCUGAUUUAUAUACCUUAUUUUUCAGAAACACUGUUCUACGAUUAGACGAGUCUAUUCCAUUGCUGGAAUAAAAUUCACCGGAUUGAGAAAAUAGCUUUCGUCGCCAGCUUGUUACAUAACCGAGUGGCUUUAGCUCUCCAAGGUGCUGAACUGAACGCUCGGAGCCUAUAACAGGACGAGCCGCCGGGAAUUCACAACCUUGCGUCGCAGGCCUAUAUCAUCUAGGAGAGGGACGCACUCAUCUCACUGAACCGCAGGGAAGAAGCUGGGUUGUAUUCGUAUUUCCCCCUCUCCCCCUCACCGUCCUGUGGUGAAAUAAAUUCCUGAGGAGGUCGAAACAACUAGGAGAAAAUGUCGGGGCAAACGCUCACGGAUCGCAUUGCCGCUGCGCAGUACCAGCUAACGGGAUCGGAUAUGGCCCGGGCUGUCUGCAAAGCCACCACUCACGAAGUGAUGGCGCCCAAGAAAAAGCACCUGGAAUACCUGGUGUCAGCCACCAAUACCACCAACGUGAACAUCCCUCAGAUGGCUGACACACUGUUUGAGCGAUCCACCAACGCCAGCUGGGUGGUCGUCUUCAAGGCCCUCGUCACCACACACCACAUGUGUGUCUAUGGCAAUGAGAGGUUCAUUCAGUACUUGGCAUCCAGGACAUCCUUGUUCAACCUCAGCAACUUUAUUGACAAAACCGGAUCACAUGGCUAUGACAUGUCUACAUUCAUCAGGCGGUAUGGACGAUACCUGAAUGAGAAAGCCUUUGCUUACCGCCAGAUGGCAUUUGACUUCACCAGAGUCAAGAAAGGCGCUGAUGGAGUGAUGAGAACCAUGACCACUGAGAAGCUGCUGAAAGGCAUGCCUGUUCUGCAGACACAGAUCGACACACUCCUGGAGUUUGAUGUUCAUCCCAAGGAGCUGAACAAUGGGAUCAUCAAUGCUGCAUUUCUGCUUCUCUUCAAGGACUUGGUGAAACUGUUUGCAUCCUACAAUGAUGGGAUCAUCAACCUAUUAGAGAAAUUCUUCAAAAUGAAGAAGAGUGAAUGCAAGGAGGCCUUGGAGAUCUACAAGCGUUUCCUGACCAGGGUGACAAAGAUUGGAGAAUUCAUGAAGCUGGCUGAGACAGUUGGAGUUGACAAAAAUGACAUUCCCGACAUCAACUAUGCUCCCAGCAGUAUCCUAGAAUCUCUGGAAACCCACAUGAACGGCCUGGAGGAUAUAAAAGGUGGAAAGAAGGGUGAAGGGUCUCCAACAAAGGGAUCUCCUACAAACAAUGUGUCUCCAACGUCAACUCCAGCCAAAUCUUCAAAUGCUGUUCCCACAUUGCAGCCUCCUCCUGGGGACAGUGCUGGCAGCGCUGCUGCUUCAGCUGCUCCUGAACCGGCCGAAGAUUCAUUGCUAGAUCUGGAUCCACUGGCCUCUACUGGCCCUUCAGCACCAUCAGCUGGCCCCACAUCUUGGGGAGAUCUUCUUGGAUCAGAAAUGGGCGAUUCCUUGCUAUCUGAACCCACCCUCGCAGCUGAGCCCACCCCCUCCCUUGCAGCGGCAUCGCCCACACCUGCAGCAGCAGAACCUGGAGUCUCUCUAGCUCCUCCCACUAGCACAGCAGCUGCCACCUCCCCUGGUGCCGCCAAUGUGGAUCUGUUGGGAGAAGCCUUUGCAAGUUCUGCUCCUGCCGCUGAGGCCUCCGCAGGAGCAGCUGAAGGUGGGGCUGCUGCUACAUCCACCCCAGCUGCCAACGCUGGAACUGACCCCUUUGCUCCCUCAGAUGGUAGCACCAACGCAGCGUCUUCAGGUCUAGACCUUUUCGGCAUGAUGUCAGUGGAGAGCAAUAACCCGGCUAGUUCCUUGGAUGCCUGUUUUAGCUCCGGUGUGCCCCAGCCCUCCCCUUCCCAUUCCCCUUCACCGCUCUUCACCUCCUCAUCCAACACCAUCAUCACCACUGCAACCAUUUCAGCUCCUAUUGCCGCCAGCACCACCAGCCCUGGGAUUGACCUUUUCAGUGAUAUCGUUGACUCCAUGCCAGACACGAGCUUCUCCAAAACAGACCCCGCUCCCAGUGCUGACUUGUUUUCAGCAGCGGAUGUGUUCAGCUCCUCUGCCCCCAUCCUCUCCUCAGCACCCCCAUCCAAAAUUGACACAGGAGCCAUCAUGAAUCUGUUUGGUGAGCCCACAGGAGGAGAUGCUCCAGCUGCUGCUGCUGCCCCUGCUCCUGUUGCCCCCGGUGCUGAACUGAUGUCAGUAUUUGAUGGCCUAGGGGAUGUAAUGAAGCCCACAGUGACUCCCCAGGCUGGGGAUGUUGACACCUCUAUGGCUAACAUGGCAAGUAAUCUCACAAUGGGAACUCCAGCGGCCCCUCAGGUAGCUCCCCCAAGUUGGGGUGCUCCGAUGGCCGGAGCACCAGUUGCUGGGGCUCCCAUGAUGCCAAUGGCGAGACCAGGCUUCCCAGCCGCUGGGGGGACCCCAGGAGCACCGAUGUCUCCUGGAAUGGCCCAGAGCCCCAGGAAGCCUCCACCACCCAGGAACGCUCUGGAUGACCUCAAUAUUAAGGACUUCAUGUAGACUGACUGAUCCAGAAACCCCCAAGGUUUGUCAUCGUGUCUGGAGCUCUGUGGAUGUGGAUGUCUGCACCCCCCCUUUUUUUUCUCAGCCCCUUCAGCCAGCCAUCAACUCUUCGAUCUUUGCCCCCCCCCCCUACCAGCCACGACCCCUGAAAGCAACCUGCCCUCUUUAUCUAAUGUUGUAGCACAACUGUGAAUGUGAACCCUAGAUACAGAAAAAGAGAAUUCCGUUUAUGUGUGUGUGGGUGUGUGUGUUAUUCAGUGUUAACAUUUACUUAAUAUACUACAGAAAAAUUAACAAAAAAAAUCAGUAAAUGUGUAUUUAGAUUCAUUCUGGAUUUUGGCGUAUCAGCUGACUUGGAAUGGUGGAUAUAUGUUGGUUUCUUUGCGCAUCUCCCAGACGAGGACUGUGUUGUUCAAUGUGAACUGUGUUCGGUGUAACUUCACUGGCCAACUCCCACUCCUCUAUCCCUGUUGUUCAGACUAAUACUGUUUAUUGUCAUUAAAGACUUGGUUGUACCCAUAUAUAUCUGAUGGCCAUCCAUCCUACCUGUCUACUUCAAGUUUUUUUGGACGAAAGCUCCUUAUCAAAAUGUACUUAAACACCACUUGCACUGCAAAUCUGGGCUUAUCACUAAAGACAUUAAAAAACAGUGUUUCGUUUCAUUUUCACAUUAUCUUUUUUUAGGGAUUGUAUGAAACAUGCAAAAAUUGACAUAUGCAUUUUAGACUAUUUUAAAUGACAGAUUAUACAUAUUUUCUUUAUUUUAAGUGAAAAAGUGUAUCAUAUAUUUUUAGUUACAUUAAAUUAUAUGGUUGGAUAAAAAUGCAAGUAGACUAAAAAGUUUCCCACUUUGUACAUACCUCUGAAGCUGUAACAAAUAUUGAAUGGAAAUGUUGCUCAGAGUGUGUGCUGUGUCGCCCUUUGCUGGUGUGGAGUGGUACUGCAUGAUGACGUGAAACAGGUGAAUCUGGGAGGCACUUUGAAAGAGCUCCAUUCCUUGUUUUGUCUCUACGUACGAUGAGUCCAAGUUAACGUGGAAACAAAGACACGAGGGAGUGUUUGUGAUUGGCCUCAGUUGUUUUUGGGCGAUUUGUGAUAGAGCAGCGGUUGGUACAUUUGUUCAUGUGCUGCUUAAGGAUAACGGGCUCACUGUAAAGCACUCGAGUAUACGCUGGAUGUUCUGUGUAUUAUUUCAAAAAGUGACUGUAUCUUAAUCCAUUGUGGCAUUAACAAAGUGUUGAAGGAAAAAUAAAAAUGGCACCUAAAAACAAGAAGAAUGUGGAUGAAUAUCAAAAA
This is a messenger RNA of Neolamprologus brichardi, 4356 nucleotides long. NCBI's taxonomy places the organism in Eukaryota, Metazoa, Chordata, Actinopteri, Cichliformes, Cichlidae. The record is from RefSeq and is a predicted model, not a curated record.